Messenger RNA from Effrenium voratum, 1422 nucleotides. Lineage: Eukaryota; Dinophyceae; Suessiales; Symbiodiniaceae. The record is from the annotation of a GenBank genome assembly.
ACAGAGAAGGGGUUCACACUUUGCAUUGCAGCUCUCGGCAAUGGCGGAGGCUGAGGUGGCUCCGGAGCCGCCGGCGCCGCCGGCUGCGCCGGAGGAGGCAACGCAGCUGGCGGAGGCGCCAGAGGCGGCGGUCCGACACCAGGCAGAAGAGACUGCUGUGGCGUUUCCAUCCGAUGAGGACCUCAUGGAGGUGGAGGAAGCUGACAUGAAGCCUGAGAAGCCAGACGACCGGCUCCUCAAGGUGAAGGGCCUGGACAAGCAGCAGCUAUGCAUCGACCUGCUUAUGGUUGGCUGUGUCCAGUCCUACGUGGACUUCUUCUACAUCACCCAUCGCAAAGCACCGCCCAAGGAGGGUUCUUCAGAGGAGGUGAAGGAUGUGGUCAUCCCGGAGGAGACAUUGAUCUUUCUCAAGGAGACCCUGGAGCAAGCGGAGACGGCACGAAGGCUGCGAAGCUACUUGCAGUGCUAUGAGAGCUACAACUCCCUGGCCGAGUUCUUUGAGAAGGUUCCGGACCUGAAGAGCGCCAUGUACUUCUACCAGAGAUGUGCCGACGUGGCUGCGGAGGUGGACGCCUGGGAGAGCAUCUCCAAGGCCAAUCUCAACCUCGGGAGCUGCGAGGAGCAGGGCGGGAACUGGCAGAGCGCUAUGCAGUACCAUGAGAAGGCUUUGGAGAUCGCGACCUCCGCGGACUCGCUGCCGCUGCAGAUCAAGGCGGCCAGCCGCCUCACCACGGUCUGCCAGGUGCUGGCGGAGCAGUGCGAGAAGGACGGCCAGGACGUGGAGGCGGCGCAGCUUUACGAGCGCUGCCUCAGCAGCGCGCAGCUCUCCAAGGACGCGGCGCUGGAGGGCUCCGCCUGCCACAAGUUGGGUUUGUCAAAGCACAAGACCGGCAACUACGAGCAGGCCGUCGAGUUGCAGAAGCAGUACCUGGAAAUCUGCAGGAUCCAUGAGGACAGGGUAGGCGAGAGCGCAGCCCGCGCUGCGCUGGCGCAAGCCUUUGAGGCCACUGGAGACACGCCGGAGGCGAUUAAGCAGCUAGAGAACCUGCUGAGCGUGGCCAGCGAGGCAGGCGAGCUCAAGGCGCAGGCCGGCGCGUGCUUGAACCUGGGGAUCUUGUACAACAGCCGGGGCAACCACGAGAAGUCCGUGGAGCUCUUGGAGCAGCACUUCGACCUCGCCAGGCAGAUCGGAGACCGGAAGCUGAUCGACUCUGCUCGAGUUGUGCUUGGGAUGGUGCGCGGCAAUGGCAAGCUGAAGGCUUACAUCAAUAUGGUGAACAACGACCUCGAGAAGCUGCUGAAGUGGAAAAGCAAGCGGGCCACAUUGGACUCUUGACCGUCGCUGCUCCAAAAUGGAGACGCGUGGCGUUUAGUCCCGGCGCCGCGAGUUCAUGCCGUCGUCGGCCGCCCAAAGGGCUGCAC